Messenger RNA from Larimichthys crocea (large yellow croaker), 858 nucleotides. RefSeq names its product coiled-coil domain-containing protein 127. The transcript has 4 exons. The record is from RefSeq and is a predicted model, not a curated record. Bases 134 to 769 code for a protein of 211 amino acids. NCBI's taxonomy places the organism in Eukaryota, Metazoa, Chordata, Actinopteri, Sciaenidae.
ACGUCAUAUGUCACAUGUUUUUUUUCUCGCACCAAACAAUCUUCGAAGCAGUCCAAGGUUUGAAGCACGUAUCGAAGCUUCAGUGUCGUGCUGCUAUCACUAGUGACCUAGACUUUUCAUUCAAGCAGCCUCCAUGAACAACUUGAAUGACUCCCCCAACAUCCAACCAGACCCCAGAGGAAGGGGGGCAGGGGCCGGCGAUGGGAACCAAUGGAACUACGCCCUGCUGGUCCACAUGCUGGGACUGGCUGCAUUUGGUUUGAUCUGGAACAAGAAAUCUCAGAGGGAGAUCCAGAAGGUCCAAUCCCAGUAUGAAAAGGAGCUGAUGGAAGAGCGGAAACAGUUACAGCAGGAGUAUGAAGCACUGGAGGAAGACAAGCAAAGGCUGGUAAAGUCCCUAGAGCGAGAGAACGACUGGUACCAUCGAGCCACAGUCACUCUAAAGGAACUAGAGGAUCAGCUCAUGGAGCGGCAGAAUGCCUACUGUUCCUACAUCAUACCUCGAAAAGACCGGAUAGAGAUGGAGAAGAACAUGCUUAUUAAGGUCGUCAAAGAACCCAUCACGACAGAACUGGAUCUAGGGUCCGAUCUGAAGAAUAUUUUCAGGAGAGAUAAUUACUGUGCAGACCUGCUAAACAGGGACAAGAGGAAGAACGGUAGGCUCAUGUGGGUGUACCUCAAAUACUGGCAGCUGCAGGUCACUGUCGAGAAACACAAGAGAGCCGAAGCAGCCAUAUUAGGAAAAAAUCCCCAAUAUCACACAAAGUGACAAAAGUCAAGCAGACUUUGAAGAAUGUUUAUGGGUCAGGAGUAGAAAAUGCAUGUUUGCUUCACUCUGUGUAAUUCUCUUUAUUGAAA